Messenger RNA from Arabidopsis thaliana (thale cress), 750 nucleotides. It is a transcript of the gene KIN2, whose product is annotated as stress-responsive protein (KIN2) / stress-induced protein (KIN2) / cold-responsive protein (COR6.6) / cold-regulated protein (COR6.6). The coding region runs from base 248 to 448 and encodes 66 amino acids. NCBI's taxonomy places the organism in Eukaryota, Viridiplantae, Streptophyta, Magnoliopsida, Brassicales, Brassicaceae. The record is from RefSeq and is marked reviewed. The transcript is spliced from 3 exons.
UAACAAAUUGAUAAACUAAACUAAAACGACACGUGAUGUCUUGAUCAGCCAAUAAAAAGCUACCGACAUAAGGCAAAAAUGAUCGUACCAUUAAACGUAAUCCACGUGGUUUCAGAUUACACGUGGCACCACACAAGUAUCUCCAUUUGGCCUAUAAAUAUAAACCCUUAAGCCCACAUAUCUUCUCAAUCCAUCACAAACAAAACACACAUCAAAAACGAUUUUACAAGAAAAAAAUAUCUGAAAAAUGUCAGAGACCAACAAGAAUGCCUUCCAAGCCGGUCAGGCCGCUGGCAAAGCUGAGGAGAAGAGCAAUGUUCUGCUGGACAAGGCCAAGGAUGCUGCUGCUGCAGCUGGAGCUUCCGCGCAACAGGCGGGAAAGAGUAUAUCGGAUGCGGCAGUGGGAGGUGUUAACUUCGUGAAGGACAAGACCGGCCUGAACAAGUAGCGAUCCGAGUCAACUUUGGGAGUUAUAAUUUCCCUUUUCUAAUUAAUUGUUGGGAUUUUCAAAUAAAAUUUGGGAGUCAUAAUUGAUUCUCGUACUCAUCGUACUUGUUGUUGUUUUUAGUGUUGUAAUGUUUUAAUGUUUCUUCUCCCUUUAGAUGUACUACGUUUGGAACUUUAAGUUUAAUCAACAAAAUCUAGUUUAAGUUCUAAGAACUUUGUUUUACCAUCCUCUUUUUUAUUGCACUUAAUGCUUAUAGACUUUUAUGUCCAUCCAUUUCUCAAUUCGGCUACGUUGAAUUAUAA